AUGUAUCAUAAUCUGAAUCCUGUCGGAUCGAUGAAUAAUACUGAAGCAACAAUUGUAUUAUCAGGUGUUGGUACUACUGCAUUAUCAGAUGGUCUACUUAUGAAUAUGUAUCGUACAUAUGGUCCAAUCCUUCGUGUCCGACAUAAUGGAACGAAUUCAGCUCACGUGACGUUUGCACAAAAGAUACAUGCUCUAAAAGCUGUAAAAGCAACCAAUGGUGCUGUCAUCAAUGGCAAAACGCUCAAAGUUUCUCUCCAGCGCCAAUUCACAAAAACAACAGAACCGUGUCGUGGUUUUGUAGCUGGAAUUUGUCGUAAAGGCGAUAUGUGCAAAUACUACCAUGUUACAGACAAUGCAGCGUUUGCUACACCAGCAGCUCCUCCUGUAGCUGCCAAAGUACCACAUAAACCAAAGAUUGAAGUUUUAAAAAAGCCUAUUGAGACACAUGCUAUACCACAAGAGAUCCAAGCAAUUCCAGACAACAAGGUUUGCCGUCAUUUUUCUCGUGGCUACUGUUCGCAAGGUGAGCAGUGUCAAUUUGCCCACGUGUUAGGCCUCCCGAAUCAGGUGGUGCCUGCAUCUACUGGAAAGGUUGCAAGGGUUUGUCUAUUUUUCCAAAGCGGAGUGUGCACUCGUGGUGAUGCGUGCAGGUAUGUCCACACGCCGAUCGCAGGUGAUACACCAGCUCAAUCUAGUACAUUCAAGACUGUUGCUCAAAGCAGCAACGGUUACAAUGAGAACGAAGCUCAAGACGAACUUGGACAGAAGGAUGAAAACCGCACAUGCCUCGAGUGUGAAAAGCCUGGCGUGGCCGUGUGGAAAUGUGCAAAGUGUGACAACUCGCUUUACUGUGAUAACUGUAAUACGACAGUGCAUCGUGCUCGCGUGAUGGCAAAACACGAGCGCAUUGAGCUUCCAUCAUUGCCGAAGCUGCCACGCUGUGGUGAGUGUGAAAAGAAGACUGCUAAUGUGCGCUGCGAGCAGUGCGAAGUCCUCUUUUGUGCAUCCUGUGAUGCAAGUGUGCAUCAGUUCAAAAGUUUGCGAAAGCAUGUUCGUGUCAAACUAUCUGAAACAACUGAAAGGGCACAACGAGAUGCCAAGGAUCCUGGACAAGAGUUUACGUCUGUAAAGAAAAACAAAGAGAAGAAAGAAGUUCACGUAGUAAAGUCUGUGCCACAAGCAAAUUCUGAUGGCCCAGUGCUUUAUGUCGAGAGCGUACCGCAGCUUGAGUUUUCUAGUGACUCGUCGGAAUCAUCCGAGUCAGAAGAUGAAGAAAUGAUGGAGAAAAAAGUCUCGCCUUCUGAGUCCAAUGACGAUAAGCAGAUGGCUGCUGCUGAUUCAGAAACUGAAUCUGACGAGGAUUUCGACGAUGUUAAGCCGCCGCCUGUGUCCUAUGUGACCCCCGCGCCAGACAUUAAAGCACAAGCACAAGCUACUCGUUCAUCGACUUCUGAGUCAAAGGACGAUUUUGAUGAAACGGUUACUACUGCUAAGUCAUUUACAUCACAUGUAUCAGUGCCGAAAAUGGAGUUGUCAUCCGAUUCCAGCAAUCGAUCUUUUGAAUCCAUCCCUGAUCCAGCUUCUGCGUCCAACGGAGCCGUGUUUUCCGAUGUUGAAGAUGAGCUCGAGGAUGAAGCUCGUUGCAAGUCUGCUGCAAAGCCCACAACAGGCCGUACGUUUGCUCUAGCGGCAAUAUCUUCGGAAUCUGAAAGCGAAGGCGAAGCUCUACCCAUUCACAUUGUAAAGCAAGUGAAGAAGCUAGCACAGAAGACACGAAUGCCCUCUGAGUCUUCCGAUAGCUCCAAGCGUGAAGCUCGAUCUAAGCCGGAAGUAGUAAAGAAAAGGGCAACACCUGUUUCAAGGUCUGUCAAAAAGGGAACAACGUCGGCAUCAUCGUCCGAUUCGUCGAGCACAAAUUCUUCACACUCUUCUGAAGCCAAAACUCCUCCUGCUCCUGCUCCUCUUCGUGUCAGGGCUUCAGCCACACCACACAAGAAGAAGACAGGAGGCAUUUCAGCAAACAGCUCGCACACGUUGGUUAAGAAGAUUGAGGCUUAUGGCAAGUCAGGUGAAGCUGAAGACUUGCAUUUGGAUGCUAAUCUGAACGGGUUUGAGCGGCUUCUGGCACACGAUUGUGCCGAGCGGCUUGGUCUAGCGCACGAAAGCAUUGGCUCCGGGCUUGAGCGUCAUAUCAUUAUUUCGCGCCAUGGUGCGAAGCGUGCUGCUGUGGACUCUGCCAAAGUGUCGAAGUCCAAGAAGAGCAAGCGCCGCUACGUCUAA
Messenger RNA from Peronospora belbahrii, 2280 nucleotides. Lineage: Eukaryota; Oomycota; Peronosporomycetes; Peronosporales; Peronosporaceae. The record is from the annotation of a GenBank genome assembly.